This is a messenger RNA of Yamadazyma jaroonii, 3228 nucleotides long. NCBI's taxonomy places the organism in Eukaryota, Fungi, Ascomycota, Pichiomycetes, Serinales, Debaryomycetaceae. The record is from the annotation of a GenBank genome assembly.
AUGAGUGUAGAUACUAGCAGUGUGAAAGAGAAGACACUAGGGAAGUAUCGAGAGUCAGAAAAGGACACAGACUUUGAUAUAGAAGAUACUGAGGAUUUGGACCUUUCUUACUCCAAAUUCUCCCACAUUUCAGGCAUUUCAGUAUAUAAAUCUGGAGUAGAAGAAUCUCCAUUUGUGAAACAAAUUCAAGAUAGACUACAGGAUAUAAAGCAUUUUGAAGAUAUAAGGGCCAAUGGUAGCUUAUCUUCUACUCAAUUCAGUAACAUAUACCCCAUUUCCGAACACCAGGAGAUGGACCGAAGUAAAAAUGAUGAGAAUAUACCAUUAAGACCACCCACCAGAACUAAAGGAUUUGAUACUCCGAGCAAGAUAAUAUUACCAAAGACAAGAACCAUAAAAAAUGACAUAACUGUGGUGACACCUACGGAGUCUACCCCCAGGCAUAGAAACCAACGAGCGGCCUCAGUAAAAGUAUCAUUAACACCAGCUCAAAGAGUAGAGAAGAGACCUGGAACCAGACUGAAAAAUGCAUUGGAGAACUUUCAAUUCGAAGAAAUGGUUGGAAGAGGUGCAUUUGCUACGGUAUUUCGAGGUAUAAAUUUGAAAACUCAACAAGUAGUAGCCAUUAAACAGAUCUUAUUGGAAAAGGAUCAAGAUGUACAAGAAUUAAUGGGAGAAAUUGAUUUGUUGAAAAUUUUGAAACAUCCAAAUAUCGUCAAAUACCACGGUUUUGUUAAGAAUUCGACAUCCUUAAACGUUUUUUUAGAAUAUUGUUCUGGUGGUUCUUUAAGACAAUUAUAUAAAAGAAAGAAGAGUGGACUACCAGAAACAGACAUCAUUAAAUUCGUCAAAUCAAUAUUGAAAGGGCUCAACUAUUUACAUGAACAAGGGGUGGUCCAUAGAGAUGUCAAAGCUGCCAAUGUGUUGAUAACUGAAACAGGAGAAAUCAAGUUAGCUGAUUUCGGAGUGGCUACUAAAGUGACUAAUCAACAUCAAUCAGUUGUUGGAACACCUAAUUGGAUGGCUCCCGAAACAGUUCUAGGGGGUGAAGGUUUAUGUACAGCAUCCGACAUAUGGUCAUUGGGAGCUACUACCAUUGAAUUAUUCACUACAAACCCUCCAUAUCAUGAUUUGAAUCCCAUGGCAACCUUACAUGCUAUAGGUACUGACGAUUACCCUCCAUUACCAAAGAAUAUAUCCUUGAUGGCCAAAGAUUUCCUAUUGGAAUGUUUCCAGAAACAGCCAAGUUUACGUAAACUGGCCAAACUACUAUUAAAACAUAAAUGGCUAACACAAGAUUUAACCAAACCCAGAACCAUUCACCACACGAUUAUCGAAGAACCAACCCAUAGCAGUAUCAAAUCCAUCAAUGAAUAUAGUGAGAAAAUAGAUGAGAACUGGGAUAACGAUUUCAAUGAUGUAACACCAAUAAUGGAAUUGAAACCAGCCAUAAGUUCAUUGACUAAAACAGAAAAAUUAAAUAAGUUCUUGGAGACUGACGAAGUUAAUGAAGAAAUAACUGAUUUCGAUGAAGAAAUGGGUAAAUCCAAAGUUGAAACUAAUGAACUUAUUGAAGAUAUUGAUCCUUUCUCCAAUAUUGAAAUUGAUAAUUUCGAUACCAACGAGCUCGAAAUCCAAAGUAAGAUGGAAUUUCUUAUCACCAAAUUCUCCAAAAGAGUUGAUUUAACUUAUGAUGGUAAUGAGGAAGUACUCAACUCAUUGAUAAAAAUCAUUGGUAAAAUUGCCCAUUUGGUUAAGAAAUAUCCCAUUCUGCAUGAUGUUUUGAUCAGGGAUCAUGGUACAGUUUCUAUCUUUGAAUUAUUAGAAAAUUCCAAUGAAAACAAUCUUUCUAAUACCCCGAACUUAUCGAAAUUAUGGUAUUACUCCCUUAUAACUUUGAACUGUAUUUUCGAAAAGAACCUCAAUCAGUUUGAAAACUUCUGUUUGUUAGGAGGAAUACCUAUCAUGACGAAGUUCAAGAAUAAUAAAUUCGAUGAGUCUAUCAAAUUACAAGUUGUGAGGUUUACUAGAUUGUUUUUAAAGAGUGACAAAGGUCUUAUAAUGUUCAUAUCAUGUGGAGGUUUGAGAGUGUUAUCUAAGUUUGCUGAAGAAGAUUUCGAUACCAACCCCCAAUUUGCUAUAACUUCAGUUGAUUUGGUUUAUUCCAUACUUUCAAAGAAUCUUACGAGUUCGAAAUCGGACAUUUGUAGGAAAUUAUCUCACUAUGGAGUAUUUUUCUGGUUUACAGUUCUUUUGAAUAGUCUUACUAAAGCCGAUAAUAGGAAAUAUGAUGUCACCAUCGAUAAAAUCAUCUUUAUCAUCAAGUCCUUUGGUCAAUCAGAAGUUAAAGUUAGGAUUAAUAUCUCCAGUGGUGACUUAUACAAAUUAUUAUUGAAGUCAUUCCCAUUAUUACCAAUCAAUCAUCAACUAACAAUGUUAAAAUUUCUUAAAUCCAUGUCUCAUAUCCUGGAAAUCUUGAAACAUUUCCAAUCAGCAGAUAUCUUAGAAUUUCUUCUGUUACUCAUUAAACAAUACACCCCAUCAACCAGUCAUUAUAAAGAAUUUAUCAAUAUCAUUAGUGCUAUCCUUUAUAACUACUGUUAUUUGAAUCAUUCCAAGGAGAUAGAGUUAGUCAAAUUAGGAAUUUUACCUUAUUUGAGAGAUUUGUCUAGAAUCAAUUUACCUUUCAGACAAUUUAUACUUCCAAUAAUAUGUGAAAUGGUUUAUUGUGAUAAUUUUGUCCGUUCAAAUUUAAUCAAAUAUGACAUUUUAGACGUUUAUCUUAACUUAUUGAUCGAUCCUUAUUGGCAAGCUAACUCCUUAGAUUCAAUUUUGAAUUGGUAUAAACACGAUAAGCUCAAUUUAAUGAGUGCUAAAGCUAUUGAUUGUUUUAUAUCAGGAUUUAUGUUAAAUAAAGUAUCUAAUCUAGAGCUGGCUUUAGAGAAUUACUUGAAAUUAAUCAAUCUUCAUCCUUCCAUCAGUAAAAUGUUCAUCAAGGAUAUCAUCAUUGACAAUUUGAUUGUCAAAUUGACUAUCAACCUCAAAAACCCCGUAGUUCAAUUCACUUUAUUAAAGAUACUCAAAUCUUUAGUUAUGAAUACUAAGAGAAUGGCUAUGGAUUUGAAAGUAUUUGAUAAUGUUAAAACUAUCCUUAUGACUUUAGAAUCUCGUAAAUCUUCAUUAUUGGUAGAUGAAUUAGCUUCUGAGGUAAUUGAUCUUGUAGAAUAA